GACCCACUUCAAAUUUCAACGACUCUUUUCGUUGUAAACCUAUCCUUUCACACUCUUUUCUGUUUGUAUACUCUAAUUAGUUCCCUGAAUUCGUGCGCAUGGGUCAUUGUGAAAUAGUGUGAAUUACUCGUGAGAAGGAAAAGGCGAAAUUAGAAAGUGCAGCAGACCAAACUAGUGAUGGGUGGUGUACACGUCUUUGGUUUUGACCAACGACGACAGCGACAGACAAAGAUUUUUCAUCAUACAAAUCCUUUCCUUGUCUUUAUAUUUUCUUUUAAUUUAAUAUCCUCUGUUGCUUCUUGUAAUUUUCUCUGUUUUUUCCUUGUUCUCCUUCGCUCCAUAAAGAUUUAACUCUUAUUGCUUAAUCGGACAAGAAACCUCGAUCUCUCUAAUGGGAAAUUGCUUGGAUUCUCCUGCAAGAGUAGAUAACAGAGAAAGCUCUUUUGGAGGGUCAUCGAAAAUUUCUCCUAAACCGAGUCAGCCAUCUCGACUCUCAAGCCUCAUAAUACCCUCUUACAGCAACAGAAGCUUCACUAGUUCAUGGUCAGUUCAUACACCAAGACGUGAAGGAGAGCUCUUACCUUCUCCAACACUAAAGGCCUUUACAUUCAACGAGCUCAAAACCGCCACUAGAAACUUCAAACCCAACAAUCUUAUCGGUGAAGGCGGUUUUGGUUAUGUCUAUAAAGGUUGGAUUGGUGAGCAGUCUUUGUCGCCUUCGAAACCAGGGUCAGGUAUGGUUGUUGCAGUCAAGAAACUUAAAUCAGAAGGGUUUCAAGGACACAAAGAGUGGUUGACUGAGGUUCAUUAUCUAGGGAGGCUUCAUCACAUGAAUCUUGUGAAGCUCAUUGGAUUUUGCUUGGAAGGAGAGAAGCGGCUUUUGGUUUACGAGUACAUGCCCAAAGGAAGCCUUGAGAAUCAUCUGUUUAGAAGAGGCGCAGAUCCGAUUCCGUGGAAGACUAGGAUGAAAGUUGCAAUAAGUGCAGCUAGAGGACUUGCUUUCCUCCACGAAGCUAAAGUCAUAUACCGUGACUUCAAGGCCUCUAAUAUUCUACUUGAUUCGGAGUUCAAUGCAAAGCUAUCUGAUUUCGGAUUAGCAAAAGCAGGACCAACAGGAGAUAGAACCCAUGUGACAACUCAAGUGAUGGGAACACAAGGCUAUGCUGCACCUGAAUACAUAGCAACGGGCCGUUUAACUGCCAAGAGCGAUGUCUAUAGCUUUGGAGUGGUGCUGCUCGAACUACUCUCGGGACGUCCCACGGUAGAUAAAUCGAAAGUAGGAGUGGAACAGAAUCUGGUGGAUUGGGCAAUACCUUAUUUGGUGGACAGGAGAAAAGUGUUUAGAAUAAUGGACACAAAGCUUGGAGGGCGAUACCCUCACAAAGGGGCUUGUGCAGCAGCCAACGUUGCAUUGCGGUGUCUUAACACAGAAGCUAAGCUGAGACCGGAGAUGUCUGAUGUCUUGUCUACUUUACAACAGCUUGAGACUUUGACAAAGACGGGCUCUACUCCAAACGCAAUCAUGUCUCCUUCAUCUGUGUCGGAGAAUCGCGUGAGAUCUCUACGUUUAAGGUGAGAAAGAAGGAGAUUUAGCGACCCUUUUGAUUCUGUAAUAUAUAUUUUUGCAAAGUGUGUUGAACAGUUUUUUAGCUUCUCUAGGAUCAUAGGUUUUCUGGUUGGAAAUGUAUAGAGGUACAUAUAUAUAUAUAUAUAUAUAUAUAUGGGAAUGUAAAUGAAAACGUAGGUUUUCUGGUUGAUAUUAAAAUUUGUGUGACCGAUGUAACAUUUAUGAAAUAUAUGAGUUUACAAUACAUAGCAGAUAUAUGCUUAAGGGUGGGAAUGCAAAGUAUCAAAUGAAUUUUCUGUUUUAUAAGAGGACAUAAAGAGAUUCAUAAGCGCAUAUGAUUAAUGAUUUGUAAUCUUUAUAUCAGUUAAGUUCUGUCCCUACUUUCUUAAAGCUUCUUAUCAUUAGUAUUCACAUCAUCAAAGCAAAAAUGUGCUCUAGAAAUUAAGAGUGACGGGGACUAGAUGUAGUCUUAUUGAAAUUGCUCUCCAGGUUUGAAAAUAAGACUUGUUUGAUAUUCUAUGGAUAGUGAGGAACUUAGACAUGUAAGAUUAUAAGUAUUCAUUAUGUGAUCUGUGUAAACUAAUAUAGGUAAGCCUAGAGCCCUUACCGCUCAAUUGGUACUAGAAAAUAACUUAUAAGGAGUUAAGGACUAAAAAAGAAAAGCGUAAACAGUGCCCUAUGAGGAUACAUAAGAAGAUUUAUUGUGCUCUACAGCCACCUUACAAAAAAAAAUUGAGCAAAUAGUAUAUUUCCAACCAAACUAGUCUAUUGAACUGAAAGUACCAAAUGAGUCCAGGAGUUCCCCCAAACACUUCAGUGGAAUACAUUUUGAUAGAAAAUAAACGGUAUCUCCAAUGAAGUGCUCAGAGGAACUCUAGGAAACAUCUGACCAAAUAAUGUUUCUUUUCUUCUCUAUAUAUAUUUUGGUGGCAGGUAAGUUUGGUUUACAAGAGUAUUAUGGUUUGAAAAGUUUGGAGGGAUUGACGUUUAUAUAUAUAGAGUUGGAGGCAUUGUGAACUUAGACGUGAAUUCAGGUUAAGGGGUUUAGGUGAAGGAAUCAAAUAUUUCAAGAAAAGUUCAUAUAAUCUUUUUACCUUUCAUCAGCUUUUUACAAGAUAAGAAGGAUCACACUAUACACGCGUAGAUGCCAAUAAACGUACAUGUACACUCAUAUACAUGCAAAUGUACACAUGAAUGCUUUGCUUCUGUUGUGCCAAUAUGUACUACUCUCCAGUUUUAGGAUACAUUAUCAAGACAUAAGAAGACUAAUAUUAGAGCGGACUUUUUUUACCAACUUGACAUUAUGUUGGAAUUCAACCUUACAGUCUAUUUCUGAUCUUUUUCUUCUGUAUAAAUGUCUUUGUUGUCUGUAAAUUUGUAGAUGUUUUUUUUUAACUUAUUGGCUAUUGCCAUCCGUUGAUAUUUUAUGCAGACUAUCUGACUGAAAAGUGAAAACAUGUCACUGAAUUUGUUAGGUAGAAGGAAAAAAAAAACGUUUGACUUGGAUUUCUAUUGAAAAGAAGAGUUGUAAGUUGGGACAAAGAAAAAUCUAUUAAAAGCCCAAGGUAUUUGCAGGCCCAUCCGUGCCCAAUAAUAGUUUUAAAUCCAGUUGCGUCUUUUUGUUCCUACGCUUGACAAUCCCACAUCGGAUAACAGGGACUAAGUUGCAGUAGAAGUUACAUUACAAAUACAGGUCUCACUCUCCAAACGAAAAUCACGCAGCCAUGUGGUGAGCACAAAGCGAACUAUUCUUUCGCCUUUUACUAAAGAAUACCGUGUGCUCUCCACGCUUUAAGUGGCAUACGCCUAUUUUUGGAGGGUCCUGCUUUCGAGUGGGCCCAA
Molecule: messenger RNA, 3409 nt
Organism: Brassica napus (rape)
Lineage: Eukaryota; Viridiplantae; Streptophyta; Magnoliopsida; Brassicales; Brassicaceae
Product: probable serine/threonine-protein kinase PBL18
Exons: 5
Coding region: 392-1576 (394 amino acids)
Biological process (GO): protein phosphorylation
Molecular function (GO): protein kinase activity; ATP binding
Source: RefSeq, a predicted model, not a curated record